AUGGCGGCCACGUUCUUCGGGGAAGUGGUGAAGGCGCCGUGCCGAGCCGGGACGGAGGACGAGGAGGAAGAGGCCGAGGGGAGAGCGGACACGCCCGAGGACCGGGAGGUGCGGCGGCAGCUGGCGCGGAAGCGGGAGGUGCGGCUCUUUCGAAGACAGACAAGAUCAUCUUUGGAAGUUUCUCUGCUGGAAAAAUAUCCUUGCUCCAAGUUUAUAAUUGCUGUUGGAAACAAUGCAGUAGCAUUUUUGUCGUCAUUUGUUAUGAAUUCAGGAGUCUGGGAAGAAGUCGGUUGUGCUAAACUCUGGAAUGAAUGGUGCAGAACAACGGACACAGUACAUUUAUCCCCCGCAGAGGCUUUUUGCGUGUUUUAUCAUCUAAAGUCAAACCCCUCGGUUUUCCUUUGCCAGUGCAGUUGCUACGUCGCGGAAGAUCAGCAGUACCAGUGGCUGGAAAAGGUUUUUGGCUCUUGUCCAAAGAAGAAUAUGCAAGUAACUAUUCUCACCUGUCGACAUGUUACUGACUAUAAGACUCCAGAAUCUACCAGUAGCCUUCAUCCUCCUUUCCUGAAAGCCCUAAAGACACAGAAUUCCAAAGAGUCUCCAUGCUGUUCCCUGCUGGAGCAGCCGAACAUCGUGCACGACCUCCCUGCAGCAGUUCUGAGCUACUGUCAAGUAUGGAAAAUCCCUGCCAUUCUGUACUUGUGUUAUACUGACGUGAUGAAAUUAGACCUCAUUACAGCUGAGGCUUUUAAGCCUGUGCUUUCUUCCAGAAGCUUGAAAGGUUUGGUUAAGAAUAUUCCCCAGAGCACAGAGAUACUGAAGAAAUUGGUGGCAACAAACGAGGUUCAGAGUAACAUUUACACGUGA
Molecule: messenger RNA, 867 nt
Organism: Pipistrellus nathusii (Nathusius's pipistrelle)
Lineage: Eukaryota; Metazoa; Chordata; Mammalia; Chiroptera; Vespertilionidae
Source: the annotation of a GenBank genome assembly